AUGGCAGCAGCACUUCGGGCUGACAAAUCUGGAUUCGCUCGGGAAGUACAGCAGAAACUCGAGGAGAAGUUUGACGGAGUUGAGGCGGCGAAAGUGCUUCGGUGGAUCUGUCUUCUGACACCACCCCCAGAUUGCCCAAGUCACUUCAUAGAAGCGAGAAACAAAAUUCCUGCAACCGUAGAGAAGACUAACAUGCAAGAAUUUUCUGACCUGCUACGUGACGGUCUUGUUCUUGGCUACAUGAUGGCGUGUUUGGACCCCCCCGCUGUUGCUCAGAUGGUGAAAGUACAAACGUGGCAAGUAUCUGACAAACCUAUUUUUGAGACAAAUCGUCGCCGGGACCGAAUUGGUCUGUUCCUCCGAUUUGCUGGUACCUUUGGUGUGGAGUCUACCUUCCAGUUCCAAACAGAUCAAUUAUAUGAGAACACAAAUCUCACCCAGGUUGUGAUCUGUCUAAGCCAGAUUGGAGUGGAGGCCCAGGCGAAACCGGAGUGUAAUGUGCCUCAAGGCUACUGGAUGCAAAAACACCGUGAAAAUCGUCGGGAUUUUUCCGAGGAGCAACUGAAAUCCGGCGAACGGAUUAUCGGUCUCCAGAUGGGUAGUACAGCCGGGGCAAACGCCUCAGGUAUCACGUUCGGUGGGCGACGACACAUCACGGACACAUUCUGA
Molecule: messenger RNA, 669 nt
Organism: Echinostoma caproni
Lineage: Eukaryota; Metazoa; Platyhelminthes; Trematoda; Plagiorchiida; Echinostomatidae
Source: the annotation of a GenBank genome assembly